AUGGAAGAAUUACAAAGACUUCGAGCGUCCCGAAAAGCUUAUCGAGCACACCUCACAACACUUUACAAGAAGAUUAUAGAAUUGAAAUCCGCCACGACUAUCGAUGAACUUCACAUUGCCACGCUCGAAAACUAUUGUCAACAACUCAAAAGAAAGAAAGACAUCUUAUCACCACUCGAUGAACAAAUUGCGAAAGCUAUCACCAAACCCGAAGACCUUGAAUGUGAGAUUUUUGAAACGGAAGAAAUGCACAGCACAAUCGACGAAAGGUACAGUGAACUUACCACAUUUAUUGAGAUAAAACGUAACGAAUUAAAGCUUAAAGUUACUGUACAAUCAUCCAAUAACACUAAUGAGUCAUCCCCAGAAACCUCACCCCAAUCAGAACAGCCUAUUCAACAGGAAAAUAUCCAUCAACCAGAAAUGAGUCAAAGCCCAGUUGGACCCAAUUCCCAAACAGAGGAAACCUCAGCUUCCAACAACACUAUUCAAAAUCAAACACUGAUAAAUAACAAUAACAAUGGUGCCAGUGCCAGUGGUUCUUAUCCAUCAGUUAGUCGACUGCCAAAGUUAUCCCUACCUACAUUUUCUGGGGACCCCAUUGCCUGGCAAAACUUCUGGGACUCGUUUAAGACAACCAUCCAUUUAAACCAUACACUGCAUGAUGUUCAAAAAUUCAACUAUCUAAAGGCUCAACUUACAGGCGAUGCAGCUCGAGUUAUAGCAGGUUUCUCUAUCACAAGUGCCAACUACAAACAUUCAAUUGAUCUCCUAAUUGAGCGUUUUGGUCAACAACAAAAGAUUGUCAAUGCACACAUGCAACGUUUGCUUGACCUACCCAAACCCGACACAGGGCUCAUAAGUCUUCAGCUUUUCUACGACACAAUAGAGAACCACAUCCGAGGCCUUGCCUCACUUGGCCAGUCAAAAGAUUCCUAUGGGGCCCUUCUUAUACCAAUAAUUUUGGGGAAAUUACCAGCUGAAGUUAGGCGAAACCUAGCCCGAGAACAUCACACCUUAGAAUGGUCAAUUGACCAACUGCGAGAUGCCCUCCUUAAAGAAAUCAAGAUCCUUGAAGCUGGUCUGCACAUAGACAAAACUAAAUCAGAGCUUAGUCCUGCCCACACUGCUACAGCUGCAUUUCAUACUGGUUCAGGGGGGGACAACAAUACUCAGAAAAGAAAUCAAGGUGACAAGACCCCACACUGUGCAUACUGUAAGGGUACACAUUCCUCACUUCGGUGCGAAGUAGUGACUGAUCCAGAAAAACGAUUGACGAUUAUUAAACAAGCAAACUUGUGUUUUAAUUGCCUUGGACACCACAAGGUGUCACAGUGUCGAUCCAAAUAUGGUUGCAGAACAUGUACACGCAAACAUCACACCAGCUUGUGCAAACCUCAGAAAGCACCCAUCAAAGAUCCCCCAGAACGGGCAAACGAGCAACAAGGGGAAAAAUCUGUCCACACCACACUAAUCCCUGCGGCCCCAACAUCAAUCGUAAACACUCAAGGAAACGAAACUACUAUUUGUUUACUGAAAACCGCUAUUAGUACUGUCUCCUUAGCUAACCAAAGAGCUGUUGCAAACAUUUUGUUUGACGAGGGAGCCCAGUGCUCUUUUAUCACCCGUGAAUUAGACGACAAGCUUCACGCAUGUCCCCAACAAACUAAAGAUAUCCAGAUUUCAACAUUUGGGGGAGAACAACCAACCAGUCACACAUUAGAAACCGUUACCAUCAACAUCGAAAGCAUCACAAGUGAGAAAAUACCAGUUAGUGUUUUGGUCGUUCCAAAGAUUGCCACACCUUUGCAAAAUCGUAUUCGCACCAACGUCCGGACUCUCCCAUACCUAAAGGGAAUCCCACUCGCCCACCCAAUCACCUCAGACGAGAAAUUUGAAGUCUCGCUCUUGAUUGGAGCAAAUUACUACUGGGAAAUAGUCCAAGACCAUAUUAUCGGAGGAGCUGGUCCAACAGAUAUGGAGUCUAAACUUGGAUAUCUGCUAUCGGGACCCUUACCCCUGGGAGAAGCCCCAUCAAACACCACCAUGUUAAAUGUCAUUACCAUGCCUCAUCAUCAAGUAGAGAGCAUAGACCCCAAUCGGUUUUGGGAUCCACCACUUUUAGAUUUGUUAAUGACCCCCACAGAAACCAACGACCAGACUGCGAUUGGGAACUUCAAGGAAACUAA
This is a messenger RNA of Paramuricea clavata, 2189 nucleotides long. The record is from the annotation of a GenBank genome assembly. Lineage: Eukaryota; Metazoa; Cnidaria; Anthozoa; Malacalcyonacea; Plexauridae.